UGUUCAAGGUAGGUUGCACCGUUUAUGAAAGUUGGUGUUUGUUCUGUCUUGCCGCUCUCUCCAGGUCCCACAAGCUCAUUCCACAAAAUUCCUCACCCGCAACCGAAGGGGAUGGAUUCCUCGCAUUCUCUUGUGAAUGAUUCUUCUUCUUAUCUUCGGAUUUAGCCGCGAGUAAGAGUUGUUUCUACCUGGGUAUCCGAAAAACCCUUAACCAUUUAGGCACCGUUGCGAAGCUCGGUCUGGGAGGUGGAGGGCUUUGUCGAUCCGAAUGGAAGCUACCGUCAGCAACGGCGGGUCCCUUCCCGUGCCUUCGGCCCAGCAUCCACCCAGGAAGGAAUGGCGCACCGUAUCCGAGCACUCGUUUCAUAACAAUGGAGGCGAAGAGAUGGAGCACGUUAAGUUUGGGCAGUCCGACGAAAGAACGAUAUAUGAGGUACAGGAAGUCACCGGACCACUUGACGUGGAUUUCUGCUCGAUCACAAUCGAUGGUGGGGGGCUGACGGACAAGACAUUGCAAGGUCGUCUUCAGGAGGUUUCUAGGCAGAGGGAGGAACUGGAACAUUUGGAAACGGAGCUAAGGGCUCAGGCAAUUGCCAGGACUGAGACAAUGGAGAUGCAGAGAAGGUACCAGUCACAGAUACGGGAGCAUGUUGAUGCAACUGCACAGCUAAAGGACCUAAUAAAACAAAAAGAGCAAGAAAUAUCUGAAUUAAAGGCGACAUUGGAAGAGAAGGACAGAGAAUUACGUUCAGUUAAGAUAGACAAUGAAGCGGUUUGGGCUAAAGAGGACCUCCUUAGGGAACAAAAUAAAGAGCUAGCUACCUUCAGGAGAGAACUUGAUAACUCCGAAGUUGAAAGAGCCCAGCUUGUAAAGCAAAUUCAUGAUCUCCAAGAACAUGUACGUGAGAAGGAGAGCCAGUUUCUUGCAUUGGAAGAGCAGCUUAGGGUUGCUCGGGAAACAGUACUUUACAAGGAUGAGCAGUUACGGGAAGCACAAGCAUGGAUUGCACGUGUUCAGGUGGAUGCUUUGCAGUCAACAACAAAUCAGUCUUUACAAGCUGAACUGCAGGAGCGGACUGAGCAGUUCAAUCAAUAUUGGAUUGCUUUGCAGCGACAGUUUGUGGAAAUGGAGCGUCACCACAUACAAACAAUACAACAACUUCAUUUGGAGCUAGCAGAGGCAAGGGGGAAGAGUGAAAUAUACAAAGAUGGCUUCCUAAUGGCACAUGAAAACUCAACUGAUUCUUCAUCACAUUUGCAAAAGAAGGGACACCAAAUGAAUACUACUAAUGAUGGCAUCAUAAACAGUGCCUUGACACAUCCAUCAAAUGGAAAAUUUUCAACUUCCAGCUCUUCAAUCAAUACAGAACAUGCCUCUAGUGUUCCUGUAUUUCCUCCUCCGCUUGGAAUAGGCACCUUUGUGCCUGGUGGUCAGGUGGCUGCCUUUCGCCCUUUUGUUAUGCACCCUCAAGGUGUUCCACAUUCUCCGUCAUCCACAAAUUCCAUCAUCUCUCAAUCUUAUUUGGGCAAUGUUCUGCCAACAUCUCCAGUGCCAGCCCAACAGUUAUGGCUGAAUCAUCAGGUUAUGCUCAAUCAGAGUAAAUGCAAUACAUCUCAGUUAGAGCCAAAUCAAGUUGGAUCAGAUUCUCAUUUUAGCUGUCAGCUUUCUUCUGAUGGAAAGGUACUCCAGGAAUACCAUCUCAACUCUCAAAACAACCAACAGCAGAGUUCCUUUCCUGCGAUCAAUGGGUCAAAUGAAGAAAUUCAGGAUUAUAGCAUUGCAUCUUUUAAUGAAUCACAAGAGCUAGUUACAACAUCAAGUCAACAGUGCUUAGCUUCCAUUAUAGAUGCAGAGGCUGCUCCAAGCAUUGUUGUUGGUUCCAACAGUGCUGCAGAAUACAAUAGAGCUAAGCUGGUAUCUUCUGAAACUACGAUUCCAACCACACAUGAAUCAAGCUCGGUGACCACCAGUAAGACAAUGGACCAUGCUCUUUUAGAUGAAAGGGCACUUUUGGCUUGCAUUGUUCGUGCAAUUCCUGCCGGAUCUGAUGGUCGAAUUAGGAUUAGCACUACUUUGCCAAAUAGGCUUGGAAAAAUGCUUGCACCUCUUCACUGGCAUGAUUAUAAGAAACACUAUGGAAAGCUUGAUGAUUUUGUUUCCCAUCAUCCCGAACUAUUUGUAAUUGAAGGAGACUUUAUUCAUCUACGUGAAGGAGCUCAAGAAAUCAUAUCCGCCACUGCAGCGGUGGCAAAAGUCGCAGCUGCAGCUGCAGCAUCCUCUGUUUCGUAUUCUUCAUUGGUCCCAUCAGUUGCUGUCACUCCAGUUUCUCAGACCAAUCGUCAUAAAAAGUCAUCUGUAGAAUCCAACAACACUCAAGCUUCAUAUAAUAGUUUCCCAGUGAAUCUGAAAAGCCCCCAUCAACCACAAAAUGGCAUCAGCUUUAAAAUUGUUCAAGAAAUACCAGACGAAACCUUCUCGAACAAAAUAAAGAAUUCUUAUGGAAUGAAUGGUUUGUCAAAUGUCAGGCAUGUCUUUGGAGGGAAGCAACAAGAAAGGUCUUCUGGAACUGGACUUAUUUCCAGGCGAUAGUAAGUUGCUGUAAUGACAUGCCAUUCUUUUUAUCUAUUUGUUCUAUGCAAUGUGAAUACGUUUAUCUUAUUUAAUUUAGUUCCUUCUAACCGACAGAGCUAUGGGUAUCUAUAACUGCUACUAUUUUUUAAGGUCUGGAUGUUUGAUGAUAUUAUCGCAUUUUAAUCUGCCAGUUUGUUUUGAUCAAUGGAAGUUUACCAAGUCAAUUUACUAAUCA
Dendrobium catenatum is the source of this 2807-nucleotide messenger RNA. RefSeq lists its product as uncharacterized. The transcript is spliced from 15 exons. The coding region runs from base 269 to 2590 and encodes 773 amino acids. NCBI's taxonomy places the organism in Eukaryota, Viridiplantae, Streptophyta, Magnoliopsida, Asparagales, Orchidaceae. The record is from RefSeq and is a predicted model, not a curated record.